Molecule: messenger RNA, 1107 nt
Organism: Trichogramma pretiosum
Lineage: Eukaryota; Metazoa; Arthropoda; Insecta; Hymenoptera; Trichogrammatidae
Gene: SPARC
Product: SPARC
Exons: 6
Coding region: 146-1024 (292 amino acids)
Biological process (GO): anatomical structure development
Molecular function (GO): calcium ion binding; extracellular matrix binding; collagen binding
Source: RefSeq, a predicted model, not a curated record
CCAUUGAGCCAGUCACUGCUAAGUCACAUCCAACUAGUCGUUUUUUUAUCAAUUGCAUUUAGCGCUUACGGCCGUUUUUACUUGCGCGUCCAGAGAGACGUGCCAAGUUGCAUUUUUAAUUUUUUACUUCAAGCGCAGUUGCAAAAUGAUUGGAAGUAAAGUACUGCUGAUUGGUUUCUUAGUAGCUGGACUGCUGUUCAUCGGUAGUGCAUCUGCAGAGAAAAGAAGAAAGCAUCACCGCCGGAUAAGAACUACCACGGAGGCGUCUCCCAAGCUAACCGAUGAAAAUGUCGAAGGAUCCAGUCACGAAUUGAACGAAGAGUUAAAUAACAAUACAUCCCAAGAGGAUCUGUGUCGCUCUAAGCAUUGCGCUGCCGGACGGGUUUGCCAGGUCAACAAAGAUUCCGGGGCCGCCGAGUGCGUCUGCAUCGAAAAGUGCGGCGAGGAAAACGAUCCCCGCAGACACGUCUGCACGAAUUACAACGAGACCUUCGGGAGCGACUGCGAGGUUUAUCAAGCCAGGUGCUUUUGCGACACCAACGAUCCUCGCUGCAAGGGACCCGACUACCAGCACGUGCAUAUCGAAUAUUAUGGCCAGUGCAAACAAAUGCCCGCAUGCAAAGAAGAAGACCGGCUGGACUUCCCGCGUCGCAUGCGCGACUGGCUGUUCAACAUAAUGCGCGACUUGGCCGAUCGUCAAGAGCUGACGCAUCACUACGUGAAGAUGCAGCGCGAGGCCGAGUCCAAUCACACCCUGCGCUGGUCCAACGCCGCCAUCUGGAAGUGGUGCGAUCUGGACGGCCAUCCCCACGACAGGUCCGUCUCUCGGCACGAGCUCUUCCCGAUCAGAGCGCCCCUCAUGGCUCUCGAGCACUGCAUCGCGCCUUUCCUCGACUCCUGCGAUACCGAUAACGAUCACAAGAUCACCCUCAAGGAGUGGGGCAAAUGUCUGGAGCUCGAAGAGGAUGAUUUAGAAGAGCAAUGCGAUCAUUUGGCUGAGUCAGCGGAGGAUCUAACUUACUAGAGAUGAAAUUAUUCUACGCCUAACCAAAUAUGUAUUCCAGAAUUUUUAAAUACUUUAAUCACAAUUAAAUAUAUAUUAAUAUA